AUGCACAUCACAUAUGAUGAUAUCGUCGGGGAGUGCCCUUCGUCUAUGAACAAACAGACAGACACAUUAGUGGAGAUAUUUGGAGGCGUUGAAGGUCAUCGAGAUGAAAUCCUGAGUGCUACAGAGCGCUGGGCCAACCCCAUCUACUGCUCCCUGGGUGGACACAAGGACUUCAUCGUGGGCUGUUUCUUUGAGAAGGACAGUCUGGAUCUGUACACGGUGAGCCAGGACGGGACGCUGUGCGUGUGGGAGAGCGACACCGAACCGGACGGCCUCGUCCUGAAGAAGAGCCACGACAAACCCAAGCCCCCGAGACAAGGGGAGGAAGAGGAGGAUGAGGAGGGAGAGGUCAUCAGAGGGAAAGCUGAAGCUCCCAAACAGAAGGAGACUAAGAAUGUUUGUAACAAGCAGAGGAGCAAGCACUUCUUCAAUAAGGAGAGGGAUUUUAACAACUUGACAGCCGCUGCCUACCACAAGCCGACAUCCUGGUCACAGGUUUUGUCUCUGGAAUCUUCCACCUGUAUGAACUUCCAGAGUUCAACCUUAUUCACUCCCCGAGUUGCUGGGCUUUGUGGCGGCGUGCUUGGAGAAGUCGGGUCACCUGCAGUUCUACAUGACCUGGGCCCAGAGCCUGCUCAUGCUGCAUGGACAGAAACUCAAGAACAGGUCAGGAGCCGUACUGCCCACCCUGCAGGCGCUGCAGAAGAGCAUCCAGAGACACUUUGACAAUAUGUCCAAACUGUGUGACUUUAACAUGUACAACAUUCGUUAUGCCGUGGCCCUGUCCAAGCAGAGGGGCAUGAAGAGAGCAGCUGAGGAGGAUGAGGGGGUCGAGGAGGAGGAUGAAGAGGAGCUGUCUGAGGAGAUGAGCGAGGCCUCUGUGGAGGAUGCAGAGAUGAUGCUGUAGGCCUGACCUCAUUCCAACAACAUCGCCACAAAUGGAGAAUAAUAAUGUUGGACUGUCAAAGCAAACAGUUAUAUUUGUUCUUUAAAAAUAAUUGUAAACUGUUUUUUAUUAAAUUCAUGUGUAAAUGUGCAAGUUUUA
Messenger RNA from Thunnus maccoyii (southern bluefin tuna), 1045 nucleotides. RefSeq lists its product as uncharacterized. The coding region runs from base 1 to 726 and encodes 241 amino acids. The record is from RefSeq and is a predicted model, not a curated record. Gene Ontology annotation, molecular function: protein binding. The transcript is spliced from 8 exons. Gene Ontology annotation, cellular component: small-subunit processome; Pwp2p-containing subcomplex of 90S preribosome. Gene Ontology annotation, biological process: maturation of SSU-rRNA from tricistronic rRNA transcript (SSU-rRNA, 5.8S rRNA, LSU-rRNA); ribosomal small subunit assembly. NCBI's taxonomy places the organism in Eukaryota, Metazoa, Chordata, Actinopteri, Scombriformes, Scombridae.